Messenger RNA from Dentiscutata erythropus, 864 nucleotides. NCBI's taxonomy places the organism in Eukaryota, Fungi, Glomeromycota, Glomeromycetes, Diversisporales, Gigasporaceae. The record is from the annotation of a GenBank genome assembly.
AUGGAAUUUAAAAAAGAGGUUGAAAUUUUACAAUUAUCACCUAAUAAAGAAAGUAUAAUAAAAGCAAUGAAAUCUAUUGAAAGUAUCUCAACAACUGCACGUGCUGAAUCAUCACACAGUGCUUUUAAACAAGCUAUAGAAACAGCCAGUGGAUUAGAAUCAGUUUUUGAAAAUAUUGACCAAAGGAUGCAAGUAAAAAAUCUCAAAAUAGCUGUAUAUACUGGCACUAACAAAGUAGCAUGUAAUCCAUUUACUUUGCGUGAUUCUCGCUUUAGUAUAAUUAUUGGUAAUGUAUCAACAUAUGCAAUUAAUAGAAUAAAAAAUCUUUUAGUUGAAAUUCAAGAAAAUUCAACAAAAUAUAAAGGACCAAUUCCUCUUAAUAUUAUUGAUAAGUGUUGGUAUCUUUAUAGGUCUAAAAUAAAAGAUCUUCCAAGUCCUUCUUUAGAGUUAUCAGCUACUAACCCAAAAUUUUAUAAAGUCUUUCUUAAAGCUGAAAAUACAUUUUGUGAACUUCCAAAUGAUACUUCUAUAAAUGCAAAAUUUAUAGCAUCACCUAAAAUGAAAGUUUCAAAAGGUUGCCAUUCAGGAACCAAGCAUAAAAAACUUUUGAGCGAGAAGCAAGAUAUAGAGACAAAGAAAAAAAAAAAGGUUCUGCAUAAUUUACUAUCAAAGAUAAAUCAGGCCAAUACUUUGCAAUCUCCUAUUAUCUCUUAUAAAGAUGUUGAUAUGUAUGAAGACAGUAUGCCAAUGUUUAUGAAAAAGUUUAUAUUAAGCUAUAUAAAUGUUCGUAGUGAUGGAAACUGUGGCUUCCGUGCUAUUGCUAUAUCACUUGAAAUAUCUGAAGAUGAAUGGCCAACUAUAUAA